Molecule: messenger RNA, 1509 nt
Organism: Alternaria novae-zelandiae
Lineage: Eukaryota; Fungi; Ascomycota; Dothideomycetes; Pleosporales; Pleosporaceae
Exons: 5
Coding region: 1-1509 (502 amino acids)
Biological process (GO): transmembrane transport
Cellular component (GO): membrane
Molecular function (GO): transmembrane transporter activity
Source: RefSeq, a predicted model, not a curated record
AUGGCGUCCAAACUUCACAGUCUCUUCGACAUUCAACCUGUUUCCGUGACCAACCCGGAACCGACAUACCAGAAGAGCAAGGGCAAAGCACCUCAAACGCUCGGCGAUGUAGGUGUACUACCGGACGUCGAACUCGUGGAUUUUGCUUCUCGCAAAACAGGCGAUAGCCGACAAGCAUCGUAUGCAGAGCAUGAAUUGCCCAAGGGCGCGCAGACCCCGAAAACCCCCAAUGAACUCGAGAUGAGUCGUCCGGCCACACCGAAUCGAGAGGAUGCAGUCGGUACUAUCAGGACCUGGAACGCUCAACCGAUGACCAAAUGGAGAAUCCUUUGCUGUUGCUUGAUCUACUUUUCAAACGGAAUCAACGACUCAGUCGUCGGUGCUUUGAUUCCGUACAUGGAGUCGUACUACCACAUCUCGUACUCCAUCAUGUCUCUGGUCUUCGUUGGCAACGCCAUCGGUUUCAUCUCUGCCGCCUUCUUCACGAACACCAUCCUAGGCAAGUUCGGAAGGGCAAAGACUCUGAUCAUAGCAGAAUUGAUACAGUUGUCCGCAUACGUUAUCCUUGUUUGCACCCCUCCGUAUCCUUUGGUCGUUGUAUCUUUCUUUCUCUUGGGAUUCGGUGCAGCCAUCAACCUGGCCCUCAACAACGUCUAUUGUGCGAACACUCAUCCACCUUCCGUCAUUCUUGGCCUCUCGCAUGGUAGUUAUGGCGUCGGUGGAAUAGUUGCACCCAUUAUCGGAACAGCAAUCGUCUCACAAGGAAUUUUGUGGUCGCGCUUCUACUUCCUUACCGUCGGACUGCGACUUUGCUGCAUCGCUUUCGCAGCAUGGUCUUUCUGGUCAUACACGGAAGACUCUGAGGAAACUCUCUUGGAGACCACGACCAGUAGGCAAACUGCUGCGGAAGAUGCCGCCUCCAAGAUGAAGAACCUUAAGCUCGCUCUGAAGAACAAAGUCACCAUCUUCGGCGCCUUGUUCAUCUUUGCAUACCAAGGAGCCGAAGUGAGCAUUUCAGGCUGGUUCAUCUCAUACCUCAUCAACUACCGUAAUGGCGACCCUGCAAAGGUCGGAUAUGUCACAGCAGGCUUUUGGGGAGGCAUCACGCUUGGCCGUUUUGUACUCACUCACGCUGCGCCCAGAAUAGGCGAGAAGAGAUUUGUCGUCAUCCUCACUCUCGGCACCAUAGCUCUUCAACUUCUGGCAUGGUUGACACCAAAUUUGAUCGGAAAUGCAGUCGCUGUCUGCUUGUUGGGCUUGUUGUUGGGCCCCGUCUACCCGUGUGCGCAGACCAUCUUCUCGCGCCUCAUGCCUCGUCAUAUUCAGACCACCGCAAUCGGAUUCAUUGGCGGAGCAGGAAGCUCAGGUGGUGCGGUUGCGCCCUUCACAACUGGUGUUCUCGCGCAGGCUUCCGGUACUUGGGUACUGCACCCCGUUGCACUUGGCAUGUACGCUGUUAUGCUUGCUUGCUGGUUCGCGCUACCCAAGGUGCGCAAGCGGACUGAUUAG